This is a messenger RNA of Phyllostomus discolor (pale spear-nosed bat), 1104 nucleotides long. It is a transcript of the gene POLR2I, whose product is annotated as RNA polymerase II subunit I. Gene Ontology annotation, biological process: DNA-templated transcription; maintenance of transcriptional fidelity during transcription elongation by RNA polymerase II; transcription initiation at RNA polymerase II promoter. Gene Ontology annotation, molecular function: DNA-directed RNA polymerase activity; nucleic acid binding; zinc ion binding. Bases 689 to 1066 code for a protein of 125 amino acids. The record is from RefSeq and is a predicted model, not a curated record. The transcript has 6 exons. Gene Ontology annotation, cellular component: RNA polymerase II, core complex. Lineage: Eukaryota; Metazoa; Chordata; Mammalia; Chiroptera; Phyllostomidae.
GAAAGCUGUUCAGAGAGCUGCUGAUGAAAACGGUCACUGUGGGCGCAGACAACCCGGUCACCUCCAUCUCGCCGCGCCCUGCCGGGGCCCGCAGCCGGGUCAGACGCCUCACCGACCGCGGCACGGCCGCCACCGCCUCUGGGUUACCAGCCCCUCCCCCUGCUACCGACUUGGCCAAUCCGCGCUCUCUCGCAGGGAGGGUCCGCCUAUAGUCGCGGGGUCCUCACCGCCGGAAGCUCUCCGAUAUUGUUAGGUUUGUCCAGCCAAUCCCGAGAGGCCUGCCGUGGUCCAGUUCUUCCAAAACGGAUCCGGCGGGCGCAGACUGAAGACGAGAGGAAGGACUGGCGGGGGAUACCCACGCCACCGUGGAGGGUAAACUCGCGCCUGUGCUUAGUGCUUUGCGAGUUACGUGAGGCGUCAUAUUUCCGGCUCCCGUACGACACUAUUUUAUAAACUGGGGAAGCGAGGCCCAGAGGUUGGAAGCAGUUACUUUAAGAUAACAAAAGAUUGGAGCAAGUAAUUAACCAAAUCUCAGCGCAGAGGCCAAACACAAAGCUGCUGGCAGCCAGUACAUGUGCGCAGCUCCGCCCCUCUUCAAAAGGCGAAGCAACCUGGCCUGACCCUUCCCGCGACCCGUCGUGAGGCAGAGCGAGCGCGGAAGGCUUGGUGGGCAGCGCUGCGCCGCGCCAUGGAACCCGACGGGACCUAUGAGCCGGGCUUCGUGGGUAUUCGAUUCUGCCAGGAAUGUAACAACAUGCUUUACCCCAAGGAGGACAAAGAGAACCGCAUUCUGCUCUACGCGUGCCGGAAUUGUGACUACCAGCAGGAAGCUGACAACAGCUGCAUCUACGUGAACAAAAUCACGCACGAAGUGGAUGAACUGACCCAGAUCAUCGCUGACGUGUCCCAGGACCCUACGUUGCCGCGGACCGAGGACCACCCAUGCCAAAAGUGCGGUCACAAGGAGGCGGUGUUCUUCCAGUCACAUAGUGCCCGUGCCGAGGACGCUAUGCGCUUGUACUACGUGUGCACGGCCCCACACUGUGGCCACCGCUGGACGGAGUGAACCACCUUCCCUCAGUAAAAAAUGCUCCGUUCUGCGUU